Messenger RNA from Dibothriocephalus latus, 312 nucleotides. The record is from the annotation of a GenBank genome assembly. NCBI's taxonomy places the organism in Eukaryota, Metazoa, Platyhelminthes, Cestoda, Diphyllobothriidea, Diphyllobothriidae.
AUGGCCGACGAUGCGGAAUGGAAAUUGAUUCAGAAGAACACCUUCACGCGUUGGGCCAACGAACACCUGAAGGAGAAGCACACCUCCUUGGAUGACCUGCAAUUCGAUCUCGCCGAUGGGCUGCGAUUGAUUGAACUGGUUGAGUCCCUGUCGGGACAAAAAUUUCGACACGUCAACAAGAAGCCGAGCUUUCGCACUCAGAAGCUUGAAAAUGUCACACAGACGUUGCGUUUUCUCGAGGAAUCUGAAGGCCUUCGACUGGUCAAUAUUGGUAAGAAGAUGUUGGUUAGAUCGGCUGUUUUGAUCUUUUAG